Messenger RNA from Drosophila biarmipes, 870 nucleotides. Its product is annotated as peritrophin-1. Gene Ontology annotation, cellular component: extracellular region. Gene Ontology annotation, molecular function: chitin binding. Lineage: Eukaryota; Metazoa; Arthropoda; Insecta; Diptera; Drosophilidae. The coding region runs from base 42 to 782 and encodes 246 amino acids. The record is from RefSeq and is a predicted model, not a curated record. The transcript has 3 exons.
UACAUUCAUUCUUCAGUGCGCUUUCACUGGAUUCAAACAAAAUGUGGCUAGGAUCUGCUUUCGUCUCCGUAGUCUUAGUGGCUGUCUUGUCAACAGUUUACAGUGAGGAGUACAAUAUUGGAGCACCCAUCGCAAACGGCUCGCCCAUUUUGAAUGAAAAAUGCCCACAUUACGACGAUCCCAAUCACACUGUGAUGUUGCCGUAUCCCAACGACUGUCGCAAGUACUACACAUGCCAGAACGGACUGGCCUUUGAGCACCAGUGUCCUGCGAGUUUGUACUGGAGCCAGACGACCUAUCGAUGUGACUACUUGGAGUACUCCAACUGCAAUUCAAUUGAUCAUCCCGGUCCCAGCGAUGAGGUGGUGUACAGUCCGUUUCCGGGAGACUGUAGUCGAUUCUACGAGACGCGUGCUCUACAGUGUGAGCAAAACCUGCAGUGGAGUUCAUUGUAUCAGCGCUGCGUAGCUCCACAGUAUGCCAAUUGCCAGAACUCGGAUGCGCCUGGGGUGCCAUUGCCACCCCUCGAUCCGAUACCCACUGCUGCCACUCCGCCAACUGAUAGCUGGACUCCACCAAGCACAACCAAGCUACCAAUUGAUGUCCAGUCUUUGUGCAGAAACAGUGUUUCCAAUGCUUACAUUCCCUAUCCCGCCGACUGCCAAAAGUUCAUCCAUUGCGGCCCAACAGCUACUGUGCUCACCUGUCCAGGUAACUUGUAUUGGAAUCCACCCCAGCUUUCCUGCACCACCUCCAACUCUGUUUGUGCCCAGUCACCUUAGUGGGACGAUAACCAAAACCCACCAAGCGAAAGUCAUGGAAUUACAACAUUUUAUUGAUUAAUUUUAUAAAAACAUAUAGUUCACAUAA